Molecule: messenger RNA, 1557 nt
Organism: Daucus carota subsp. sativus
Lineage: Eukaryota; Viridiplantae; Streptophyta; Magnoliopsida; Apiales; Apiaceae
Product: omega-hydroxypalmitate O-feruloyl transferase
Exons: 4
Coding region: 805-1272 (155 amino acids)
Molecular function (GO): acyltransferase activity, transferring groups other than amino-acyl groups
Source: RefSeq, a predicted model, not a curated record
AUUUGAUUUCAAAUCCAAGAUUUGUGCAAAUCUCUUGUUUGGCAAAUUUUAAAAAUUCAGAAUUUGGAUUUGUUCAAUUCCAUCCAAACUUAAACACAAGUCAAAAUAGAAUAAUUUGAAAUGCCAUUCCAAAACAUGUCAUUUGAAAUAAAAAAACUAAACGCACACUCCAGCUCCUCCUUCCCGAUCCACUCUGCUGCUCGCUCCUCUUCUCCCCUGCUUUCACGCUGCUGCUCGCUCCGGCCAUCCUUCCGUCUCCGAAGAACUGCUAGAUGGCAGGUGAUUUGAAUUCUAUCACAAAGACCUAAUCUGUUGCCUAUACAGUAGACGAGGGUUUAACUUUGUGUAUAUAAUCUGUGUAGUUGUCAUUUUAAAUUUCUGCUCUCAUUUUAAAAUUUUAAAUUUGUGUAUAUAAUCUGUGAAAACAUGGAAGAAACAACAUAUAUGCAAGAGGUUGAAGAAGAGCUAGAAGCUAUGGAAGCAAUUGAUGUGGAAGAUAAAGAAGAGGAUUUCAUCUCAACUGCUCGAUCUACCAAUGAGUGGACUGAAUUUAGAGAUCAACUUGCCAAAACAAUGUUUGAAGAAUAUCUAGUAGGAGGGACUGGAGUUCUAUGACUUUUAUACAUUUUUUCUAUGUGGUUCUGUGGGUUGUCAUGUUAAAGUGCAGCACGAUUUUCGCUUGCAUUUAUAAUGGAUUCAUUUGAUUGAGAAAUGCCAGCAUUCUUUCUAUUUAUUUACAUACAUACAGCUCAUAAUCUAAAGUGUGAGGGUCUGGUGUACUUGAUCCUAAACACUUGAAUCAGAAUGUUACUGGCCUCUUCUGCUGGGAAGUCAUCAUCUGAUUCAGAAUACUAUUACUUGUCGAAUCUCGAUCAGAAUAUUGCUUCAAUAAUUCAGACAGUGUAUUGUUUUAAGCCUGAUGGUGACAAGAAGAACACAGAAGGUGUUGGACUUGUUAUAAGAGAAUCUGAGAUGGUUUACAAAGCAUUCAACUUCGAUCAAGAGAAGCUAAUGAGGUUAAAGAAGUUGAUCAUGGAAGACGGGACCAUCAAGAACUGCUCCACAUUUGUGGCCCUCACGGCCUUGGUGUGGCGGGCAAGAACUGAAGCUCUUCAGAUGAAACCAGACCAACAACUCAAGCUAUUAUUUGUUGUUGACGGAAGAUCAAGAUUGGUGAAUCCUCCCUUGCCGAAGGGCUAUUUUGGGAACGGGAUUGUGCUAGCGUGUAGUGUGAGUAAUGCCGGAGAUUUGGUGAACAAGCCAUUGUGCUAGCGUGUAGUGUGAGUAAUGCCGGAGAUUUGGUGAACAAGCCAUUGUGCUAGCGUGUAGUGUGAGUAACGCCGGAUUGUGCUAGCAUUUCAGAUAUAAUUUCAGGUUUCUGCAGUAUAGUUAUCAGUGCUUGAUUAGCAUUUUUGUGUUAAGGUUGAGAUUCUUGAAUUUGGUAUUUUUGUUUGAUCAAUUAUACAUGUCUCUGUGAAGUUUUUGUAUUUUUGUUUGAAUUUUAUCUUAGACUUUAUUUGUAAUUUUGAAUGAGAUUAAAUAUCUAUCUUCAUGUAU